Molecule: messenger RNA, 1137 nt
Organism: Ipomoea nil (Japanese morning glory)
Lineage: Eukaryota; Viridiplantae; Streptophyta; Magnoliopsida; Solanales; Convolvulaceae
Exons: 5
Coding region: 234-731 (165 amino acids)
Cellular component (GO): nucleus
Molecular function (GO): RNA binding
Source: RefSeq, a predicted model, not a curated record
GCCUCCAUUGAUGAUCUUAAUGCUUGCUAAUUUUUCUCCAACAAAACAAAACAAUAUUAGUAGCCCCCAUUUUCCGGGUCUCUAUAUCCAAUCCAAUUCUUCAUCACUUCAUCCAUGAAUCAAAGCUAAGGGUGAAAGAAAGAAAGAAACAAAAGACCUGAGAGCUAGAGGGCGUAACCUAGAAUCAAAUCAAAGUGUGUUUCAAUUUAAUUUGUUCUGUGCUUGAUCGAGAUAUGACGAUGGGAACGGUGGAGCCGCUGCCAAAAACCAACGCCGCCGCCGCUGCCGACACCAACUCUGAUGGGCAGAAGAAGAACAGGAUUCAAGUGUCCAACACCAAGAAACCCCUCUUCUUUUACGUCAAUCUUGCUAAGAGAUACAUUCAGCAACAUAAUGAGGUUGAGCUCUCUGCUUUGGGCAUGGCAAUCACCACAGUUGUUACCGUUGCUGAGAUUCUGAAGAACAACGGAUACGCAACUGAGAAGAAGGUCCUAACAUCUACAGUUGGAGUGAAAGAUGAAGCUAAAGGCCGCAUGGUUCAGAAAGCCCGGAUUGAGAUUGUGCUAACCAAGACGGAGAAAGUGGAUAAGCAGAUGGCUCCACAAAACAGCAACAAUAAUGCAGCAACGACAGCAGGAGGAGCACAAGAACAGGCACCUAAGAAUAUUGAGUCGACGAAGACGGUGAUGUCCGCCGCCGGCGAGGAAAACAAGGUGGCGCAGCUGCAGUAGCCGCCCAUCCACUAGCAUCAGAUGCCGGCCAGUACAAACUCAUACUUUCUGUAUCUCAGUCUAGAUAUGAAGAGGAUCAACACCAAAAUUCCAUUAUAUAUCUAUCUUUCUGCUAUAUAUAUACAUACAUAUAAUUGUAUUUACAGUCUUUAAUUUGUUAACUACAUACUAUAAACUAUAUACAUAUUUAUCUAUAUAAAUCUUAGAUAGCGAAGCGAUGAGCUAGGCAACUGGAUCGCCCGUUGUGUUGCGGUUGGUGUAGGUUUGUAUCAGCUCAUGAUUUGGCUUUGUUAGGUUGUAUCGUUUUUGCAAUUUCAUUCUUUAAUUUGUAUGUUCAAACCCUUGUAUCUUCUCAAGGUACAGCAUAUAUAUAUAUACACUAAUAUACACAUGUGGUGUUUUUAUU